This is a messenger RNA of Saccostrea cuccullata (small rock oyster), 1684 nucleotides long. RefSeq names its product tripartite motif-containing protein 2-like. The record is from RefSeq and is a predicted model, not a curated record. The transcript is spliced from 3 exons. Bases 403 to 1464 code for a protein of 353 amino acids. Gene Ontology annotation, molecular function: zinc ion binding; protein binding. NCBI's taxonomy places the organism in Eukaryota, Metazoa, Mollusca, Bivalvia, Ostreida, Ostreidae. Gene Ontology annotation, cellular component: extracellular region.
ACCUAACCUUACUUGAUCCCGCAGAAGUAGGAAUUUUAAUUCUAAAAUGUUGUGCAUUGAGGCAAACCGAGUCAGAUUUUGUUUAACUGAUAGGCCUAUUGAUUCCGGAAAAACUGCUAGUUAUAUGUCGAAGUGUGUAAUCUGACUCCAAACCUGUCAACAAACUUUUGUUUUACGGAUUCAUAUGUCAUUGAGAGUGUUGACUACAAUUUCACUGCUGAAGGAAAGACCAAGUUAAUGAAUGUUUUUCUUUUACCUCCAGUAAACACCGAGCAAAUCGAAAGUAAAGAGACGAUAGUUUGAUGAAUAGUACGCUUUUGAGCAAGAAAACGCACUGCUUCAGACAGAGUUUCACGAGGCAAGAUAUUCUGAACAUUUUACUUGAUCAGAAGUAUAGAGAAGAUGGAAAAGAACAACGUGAAAUGUUUCCUCUGUCGCCUAGAAGCUCAUAUGUACUGUUCAAUGUGUGAAAAGAUACUUUGCACAGAAUGUAUUGCAAAACACAUAGUGAUGAAAUCCGUCUUCGGACAUAGCAUCAUCAAGUACGCUGACAGGAAUCGCGCGCAUGUUCGAACACCACGAAGUAUAUCACUUCCGGAUAAAACGCUUAAACCGGAAGCAGAAAUAAUAUGUACUAUAAAAUGUGACUACAACUGGUUGCACGACAUAUGCUGCCAGGGAACUGAUCAAUUUUGGGUGUGUGGAAGAAAUUCAGACAUAAAGUGUAUGAAUUUGAAAGGCGAAACAGUUCGAUCAGUUACCGUUAACGGAGAUCCCCAGAGACUUGCAAUAGACCAUAAAGGUGAAUUGUUCUAUGUAGACUUUCAGACGAAUUCAAUCCUGAAAUUACCCGGGGUAUCGGACAUCGACAAAACAUACCCAAUAUUUUCUGCAGGUGUCUGGCAACCACGAGGACUGGCAUUUACGUUGUUAAAUGACAUUCUUGUAAGUCUGUACAAGCCCAACGAAAGCAAGGUAGUAAAAUACGACUCCAUUAAUGGAAACCCUAUUCACGAGUUUCAGAAUGAAAGAAAUGGAAAAUUGCUCUUCGAAUUUCCCGGAUAUCUUGUAGAAAACAAAAAUGGUGAUAUUUGUGUCUCUGAUAAACACAAAGUGAUAUGUAUGACCUCACACGGAAUACUUAAAUUCACAUAUCACGGCAAUAGAACGACCUCCAGUGUAAAGAAGUUUGAUCCCCAUGGAAUAGCUAUGGACAGUCAAAGCAAUAUAAUCAUAACAGAUUUCUCAAAUGGUAAACUUCACUUGAUCAACAGUGAAGGAGUUUUUCAGAGGAUAUUCUUGUCGGGAAUGCUAGGACACCCUAUCGGGCUUAGUAUCGAUGCAGAGGACAAGAUAUGGCUGGCAGAGGGCUGGGCCAGUGGCCUGGUGAGGGUGAUCAAAUACUGGGCUGAGGAGCCCUCAUUUCUCAUUCCAUCACCGGAUAGUGACAACGUCUUUGUCUAGCUAACUUUUGAAAAGUAUAACAUAAUAGCAAUCAACUGCACAUUUAUAAUACUAGUAUAUUUCUUUCUAAAUAUGCAUGAUUGUGUAAAUUAAAGAAGAAUAUUAUUAGUACACUAAUGUGUAAAUUCAUGAAGGAUUUAUACAAAUAUAUCUACUAACAAACCAUCAAACCAUAUAUUUUGGAUAAUUCAUAAUAAGAUACUAGUAUGUAAAUGUAUGU